Molecule: messenger RNA, 5846 nt
Organism: Linepithema humile (Argentine ant)
Lineage: Eukaryota; Metazoa; Arthropoda; Insecta; Hymenoptera; Formicidae
Product: centrosome-associated protein Alms1a-like
Source: RefSeq, a predicted model, not a curated record
GCAGAUGUAAACACAAAUUUGAUUUGAAUCGUUGUGUAACGUAAACAGUUGUAAUUGUCAUUGUGAAACGAAGCGCAUGAUAAAAACAGAUAUUAUCGUCGUUCAUUAUAGAAACAUACGAAAAAAGUGAGAUAUAAAUCUCUUCGAACUGCUACGCUAACGUAAAUGCUUCAAGCGUCAAGUGACGCGCAUUUAUAUCAUAACCUAUAAGUCGUUGUCAUUAAUAAUACGCAACGCCUGAACGAUCGUGAAUAUUACAGUGAAAUAAAUAUGUCUAGCAUUCUUUCGAUCGUCGUUCGUUAUAUAUAUUGAAAAGAUAGGAUUUUUACAUAACUACUACAAAGCGCGUGUGGAACUUGGUAACCGAAGAGGAUGCUUCGUAAACAGCUAGUAUGGAAUACGAUUCGGAAUCGAGUUGCGAGGGCCGUUGUUUGAGAGAUGUUGAAAACUUGGAUGAGCCAGCGCGUCUGACGCAAAUACACGAAAAAUGCAACCGACACAAUCACGUUUCGUGCCACUCUCCGACGACUACGGCAGAACUGCCGUCAAGAUUCACGGCGAAUCUAGCCAAGAAGAGUCUCUCAGCACAGGUAAUGGAGUAUUAUCACAAGUAUUCUCGAGACUCCAGUCUGGAUCAGUAUUUUUCGCUACCCGUGUCGAGUACCCCACAGGAAGCUGUUAAGUACUAUUACAGUGUGUACGAAUUAAGCGCUGAAGUGGGUUCAUCGAAUAGACAAGAUUGUAUAGGAGAAGAGUAUAAUUUGAAGUCUUACGUCCCAAGAGAAAGACGCAGGUGGGUAAGACCUCCAUUAAUCGGACAAUCAUCUAAUGCGGAUGCUUCAUCCAGGUACGUUCAACCAUUGACUGAUCUCCAGACAUCAUCACCUGAUCUCAAGCAUACGCCGGAAACAAUACACGAGGAUAAGAAUGAGAGUCCGGACAAGUUUCCAGAAAUAAACGACAGAAAAUUAUCCUCUCCAACUUCCAGCGUAGCAUCUUACAAGCCACUGGAGUGGGACAGCGGCGCAGAUGUCGGUUAUUUCAAUUCGCUCGCUCAUAAUAAGCAAAACGACAAAAAGUUAAGUACUAUAGAACGUAUGGCUUUGGCACGAGGAUGCUCCGCCGCUUUGCGAUUAGAUCCAGAAGGUACCACUGAAUCCGGGAUGCAGUCUGGGAAAAAUACAGUGUCGCAGAGCGGUGGAAAAUCAUCGGCAGCUCCUAACGCAAAUUCCACACCAUUGAUUGGAAAUGCGUCAGGAUCAGAGAGCGAAAUAGAGAUAACGCCUAUCGUCAAAAACCAUUUGCCAGGCAUUAUUACGGGAGAUGACAUAAAGUCCCAGGAAAGAUACGUUUCGAACGACGCCGUACAGCCGAAGGCUAUAGUAAAACCUACAAAGCACGAAGUGCACAAUUUUGAUACGCCGACAUCGUCGACCACGUUUAAAGUGCCACUGAUGAAGUAUUCGACGCUGGAAAAAAGGAGUGUGAAUAAGCGUAAAGAAAUUGUACGCAUACCGAGCUCGCCAUUGAAGAAAAGCAUCUCGAUGAAUACGUUACCUGCGUCGUCGUCGAAAUCCUCCUUGAAGAGAAGUCAGAGCGAGUUGAUUUUAUACUCUAAGGAGAAGAAAGCUGUAGCGCCCCUAAUCUUCAAUUCUUCAUCUUCCAUUGCCACUGUCGUGAAUAAGCCUGCCACUUGCGACAAAAUAAUUCAAACGAGUCUGGAAGUAUGCGCCCAGGAAUCCGUUGCCGUUCAAGUCUCCGAUCUUGAGGAAAACAAAUCGUCGUUAACGGAGAAAGACCCUAACGUUCAAACGACGAUACAUUCUAUCUUAAAAAAGUCCAAAGGUACAUAUAAAGUUAAAAAUCCACGAAAAUGCGACUCUGUGUGUCCUGCGGGCGACGCCGAAGCCAGUGCGAGCGCGAAGGAGGAUCAAAGGCGCCGGAGUAGCUCAGACGUUUCGCAAAACGCAUCGACUUCGAUAACGCCGCAGCCCGAUGAGACGGAAAACGUGUCCGGAAGAGCCAACAGUUUCGAAUACUUCCCAGGGCACACUUACGCGAACGUUUCAAACGAAAGGGAUGGCCACGUUUCUUCGGACACCGGUAGAUCGAAUUCGACGUUGCCGAACAGCAGUUCCAGCAUAAACGAGAAGCUCUGGGGUGACUCGGACAGCUUGGUGCGAGAUUUGGAAAGAAGUGUGAACAUCCUGAAGAGUCUUGUCGACGCUAAUAAGUGCGACAAGCAAGUCAAGAAGAGACUGAUACAACAUGUAAUUAAACGGCUUGUAACCGCGAAAUACACGGACGAUAAAAUCGAGCAUAACUUGGAAGACAACGUGCCUUGGAAUCCGGAUGACGCCAGGAACAAAGUUUACAGAACCGAGUUGCUUCAGGCUCUAACGAACAAGCAUAGCACCACCGAAUCAUCGGACGAGUGGAAUCUGCGGAAGAAGGAUAUAUCUAUGCAGAAAUCCGUAGGAACCACCAGCGACGUUAUAAAGGAAGUCGCUCUGGAGAGCAGUAACAGUGACAAGUUCGAUCGACAUACGGAUAGAACGGAGAUGGAUGGCAGAAAAGCACGAUUAGGAUUGAGAACGGACGACUGUCAGCAGAGCAGCAACACUCCGACGGAUCCGGACAAAAGCGAGAGCUCCGAGUGUUUUGUGCCUCAACGCACUCAUAAGAAUGCUAAAGUGAACGACAUAUUUUGUUUCAAAGAGAACUGCAAAUUGCCGCACAGGGAGUCGACCACGACGAACAGUUUACUUCCGGAUCAUAAUAGAAUUUUACUGGACGCCGUCGUGAACAACAGAAGGACGCCUGUUGAGUCCAAUAACAAUACGGAUAACAAUACCGACUGGAGACUGCCGACCACGUCGUCGGAGAGGCAAUUUGAAUUAAAGAAGUGCAGCAUGUCCGAAUCCGGUGAUUCGAAGCUCAUCAAUUAUGCCGAAAUGGAGAAGAGAAAUCAGCUGACCUGGAUCACAAAUGAAAUCAGCCACCUUUCUAAUUUGAAAAAAUUGCUAGAACAGCCCAGACGAUUAGAAAGAUCAAAAUCGUCGCCGAGAAAAACUAAGCCAGCGAAUCUGAAAUCGAAGCAAGCGGCGGUAUUUAGACGGGAACAGCACGCAGACGGCGUAAACAAGAGUACAUCCGAUCUGCGAGAGGAUUCUAUUAACGAACCGUGGUCGUCUCAUUGCAACUUGGCGACGUGCGAAACUGCGGAUCGACCAAUAAUUCAGAGGAUCAUGAAACGUAACAGCUGCACACAAACGGCCAGCAGUGCGGCUAGUGCGUAUUCGAAAACCGGAGGGGAGAUUGUAUCUGCGUCCAGAAUGCGGACCUCCGCAGCGAAGCAUGUCGCUGUUGGCGUGCAAACGCUAUGUCGAGAGAUACCGUCCACGCCGUUGACGGCGGAGUCGGAUACGUACGAUGCGAAAGGCAUCAACUCUCAAAAGCCGUUCGCGCAUUAUCAGAAUAGCGCUAAAUGCAGAGAUCAGUCGUGCCAAACGCACACCGGCCAAAUCGUGCAGCACGUGUGCACGCGAUGCAAUCAGAAUUCGUCCGACGCUUCGAUCAGAUUGCGAAGCUUUCAGGGAGAGGCACCGAUUGCUUCGCAACAGACGCAAACGAAUUACGCGAGCGACAAUAGCGCGACGGAGUCUAUUUGCCACCACACGUCGCAAAGUAACAGCAGCCAGCAGAAAAAAGAGGCUAAAAAUCAAAUCAACGCGUCAAAAUCAAAAUGCAAUUGUACUCGCGGUGUUUGUCCAUCCGUUAACGAUAAGUGUGGCUCGAGUGCCGCCGAAGCCAAGCGGACCGAAUGUCACAAGCGACCAGUAUUUACGACAUGCCAGUUGUGUUCCAAGCAGAAGCCUGCUGUAGACGUUAGUAAUGCCAUUCGUAGUUGUGAUGUGUGUCAAAAGAAUCUCUCCUGCACACAUGAAAAUUUCUCCGAAGACGGUCAAGAGUAUGCUUGUGAGUGUGACAAUAUUGUUGUCAACGAUGCGAACAGAAGAGCUGUUGUUGGCAAGCUGCGACAAAAUCGUGCGGAAAAUCGGACCAAACGUGCACUCAACUAUAAUGAACAAAAUGAUGCAGGGAAAAUUUGUGAUUGCACGAGUGAUUGUGCCGCAUGCCGAGAUCCGGAAACCACGGCCGAAACAUCGUGUAAAUGUCGUUCGAAUGGCAAAAUCGACACUAAUGGAUUAUGCCAUUUUGAACGUCGCUCCAAAAUAGCGGAGCAUCAAGUACAAACACAGACGUAUUCCGAUAGUUCGCAAGAUAGUGACACGAUUCAACAACGUAAAGUACAAAAUACAUUAAAAUGCAAUUGUGAUGAGGCUUGCUCCUGCACUAGUAAUCAAGCGAAAGAUAGCGUCAAGGGAAAACUGUGCACUAAUGUUAAUAAGACCGAGAGAAAUUGCAAACAUUGUCGCGGGUGCGGUGCCAUGUAUCAAAAUAGUAGAAAUUGUGGAUGCCCGCAGACGUAUCCUAAAGCUGUUGCGUAUGAAUUAUCGUUUACAAAAGAAAACGCCUCGAAGAGUAAAACUCCGGAUUGUACGCCAAAAGUUUUCAAGCAACCUUCCAACGCAGCAAAAUCCGAUGCCUGUCCUUGCGAUAUUAUAAAAAAGAAUAAUUCCAGUAAAGCUGUUCAUCAAAUAAAUACAUUGCAGGAUUAUUUAUCCAGAAACAAUCCCGAAUUUGUGGGCAAUGCGGAAACACGGAGACAGUAUUUAUCGGAAAUAUGCCAACUGCGGGAGUUAAGGAAAGAAAAACGGAUACAGUUGUUGGCAAUGGCUAGCACGUCUAAUAUUAUUAAAUCUACACCAAUACGGAAGCCAACAGUUGUCGUGCAACGGAAAAUUAGCGAUGAGGAAAUGAAGGAGCGAUUACGUAAACGUUAUCUCCGAUUGAACGAAGUGCGAUUCAAACGACGACAACAGGAACGACAAGAGGAGACGCGUCGAAAUAAGCUUAUGGCAAAAAUUUUUUGCAAGAGAUUGCAACAGAAGGUUCUGAGGGGUCAAGUAGAUUUGUCUCAGAGCAUUAGCGUUAUCUCGAAUUUGUAGAAUCAUUAGCCUACUUGUGUAGAGUGCCUUUUUAUUUUCGCAAAUAUCUACAUGACAAAAAAAUUAUCUCAUGGAUUUUGUUACUGUAUAUAAUUUCUGAAACAAAUAUCUCGUAUGUUUGAUUGUACGAUAUUUUAAUUAACUUGUAAGCUGUGUCAUAUUUUUACGACACUGCGAAUGCUUUCUGUUUCUUGUCAUAAAUUGUCUCUAAUGAAAUUUUCUAUAGAGCUCUUUUAAAGUAUUAUGUUCUAAGAAUGAGUUAAAUCGCGACGUUUGAUAUAUAAACUGAAAAAAAUUGCAUAUUUUAACAAAUUCCAAGAGAUAAUUAAUAUUAUAUAUAUAUUUACUUUAAUUUUUAUGCGUAUUACUAUAUAUUUUAUGCCUCAGGUAGGCGGCGAGAAAGAUUGCAUUUCUGAAACAUUGCAUUUCUUAAAGAAUAGAGAUACGUAUUUUAUAUAUUACUUCUGUUACCUCAGAUAGUUGUGUUAAAAUUUAUAUUAUAAUAUUGUGUGUACUCUUCAGUAAAAUUGCACAUUAGUAAUCAAGUUUAUACGAUCUAUUUAUGAUUAUCGAAUAUUUCUCAGAUAGUAAAAAAAAAAAGAUUUGAUUUUAUACUUAAUAUGUUGAAGUGACACACUUCAUUAAGAAUUUUCUCGAAUUCGUCUUUAUGAAUGCAAACGACAUGACUAAAUAGUACAAAAAAGUAUAGAAUCUUUUUACAUGUUUUAUACAUUAGAGAUACGGGAAUAUAUCUUUUAGACGUGAUCUGAUUUA